Polistes canadensis is the source of this 4296-nucleotide messenger RNA. RefSeq names its product putative mediator of RNA polymerase II transcription subunit 26. The transcript is spliced from 6 exons. The record is from RefSeq and is a predicted model, not a curated record. The coding region runs from base 1 to 4296 and encodes 1431 amino acids. Lineage: Eukaryota; Metazoa; Arthropoda; Insecta; Hymenoptera; Vespidae.
AUGAUUUGUUAUAAUUUAGAUGUCCUCGCAACGUGGUUGUUGACCACGGUUGGAGCGAUUACCGUGUCCAUAGACCGUUCUGACAUUAAAACUUCACCAACACGAUCGUCAAUGAUUGCAAACGGAUGGAGACCAUUGGCUAACGGAUAUGAAGAUUCAAUCGGUACAAACGUCCAACCGGCUGUUAAUCAUCUCGAUAGAAAUUUACAACAACCGCAUCCUGUAUUAAGUAAACUUCAGGAACACAUGUUAGCAUCGGAAAAACAUAAACCCCAUCGUAAUAAUAAAAACAAACAUGGUGGUACUUCGUCGUCGUCGUCGACGUCAUCUCAUCAGGAUUAUAAUCCACCUAGUAUACUUGGAAGUUUUACAGUAUUUGGUAACGCCGCUGCUAAAGCUCGCGGUGAAGCUCAAAAAGUUUCCCAACAGCAAAAACAACAACAAGGUCACGUUAAUACUAACGUUAACAAAUACGUUGGAUCGGAAACGCGAGAAUAUACUUUUUUGAUACCACCACCUAAGGAUGUUUAUCGUUUCGAGCAUCCCGAACCACCACGUAAAGUUAUUAGAGACAACAGUUAUUCCAUAGUUAAUGAUUUUUUGAGACAACCUGCUUACGUACCACCACAGGUACAUCAAGUUAUACCCGACGCAGUUAGAGCUGCAACUUAUUUUAUCAAAGGAUACACAUCAACAGUUAAUCCAACUCAAAAUGGUUAUUCCGGUGUUCCACAAAUACUUCAACCACCCCGACACCCAGCUAAACCGUUCGAAUCGUUAAAGAUUUCAGGUAACGCGAAACCAUAUCUACAAGGACCUAAUUCAGAUUUAAGCAGUGAUUUUGUUAAAGAUGAUAGAAUAACCGAACAUAAACGUCGCCCAAAUUAUGAAAGAUAUCAACCAUCGCAAAUUCAUAGCCAUCAUCAAUCUGGUAACUUUUAUACUCAAGUUAAUCAUCCGACAAAUCAUUACAAAACAUCUUACGAGAGGGAUCCGGCAUUUCUCGUUCACGAGAGUCACGAGCUCAGUUUCGUCACGCCAUCAUCGAUUUAUAACGAAUACAACAACAACAAUAAUAAUAAUUUCAGACCUUCCAUACCUUAUGACACGUUGUUACCACCCGAAGUUUAUUCAACUUCAACUAUCGGUACAUCGUCAACUACGGUUUCACCACAUAUUCAAGAAACAUCUUCGAAAUAUUUCAAUUCGAAUGACGUCCUACGCGAGGAUGAGUAUUAUAAAAAUGUUCAAAGUACUACCAUCAAACAACCCGAUAAUACUCUACCAAGUUCAGGUAUUACCAAUACCUAUUACGUAUCCGAACAACAGGAUUUAACUCCCCCACCUCAAUCCUGGCCCAUACAGAAAAGUAAAUAUACAUCGGAUAUAAACGAAGUAUUACCCAGAGUAAAUCCACCAAACAAAUUUAGUCCCGACGUUAUACAACCAAGUCAGCUUCCGCAAGUUCCAAAGAUGGUAUACGUGAGACCUCAAGUACAGCAAUAUCAGAGUUCGAUCGUGCCGAGUCAGCAGGAAUACGAAACACCGGAGAGUAUAUCAUUGAAACAUUUCAACGAGCAACAGUUUAUCAUCCAACAACAGCUUGUCCAACGUGAUAGAGAACGUUUGGCUGAACAGGAACGUCAGCAACAAUUGGAAAUCGAACGACAACAGCAAGAGGAAUUAAAGAAACAUCAAGAUGAAUUAGAAAAAUUAAUCAAACAACAAAAGGAGAAGGAGAAGGAGGAGGAGGAGAAGAAACAAGAACAACAACGGCAACAAAGUGCCAACGAUGGAUAUUCCGUUGAGAAAAAUAUUACCGAACAAAUUGAAUUCUCGAAAAUUGUUAACGGACAAACACCAUACACUGUACAAUUUUCGCAAUACGAAAUCCCCCGAGUAACAUCUUCCCAAUCGCCAAUUCAUUACAACGAACAAAAUACUUUCGAAGAUAAUAACAAGUCCCAUGGGUCCCAGAUUCAACAACCGGAAGCGGCAAUAGUACCGUUGAAAACAAGCUUUGAAAAUCAACAAUAUCAAACGCAAUUUGAUUAUAAUCAACAUCAAGAACAACAGCAACAAUUUAAUAAUUAUCAAGAAGAAUUGAAUAAUCCACAACAGGAGUAUGUUAAUUAUCGAGAAACCGAGUUACAAUCUCCGAAACAACAAAAACCAUUGUCGCGUGAUCUACUUAGAAGAAAGAAACCUGUAACAACUAUGAAUAGUGUAGGUUACGAAAAUGGAAUAACGACUGAAGUACCAACUCAACAACCGGAAACAUUGAUUCCUUAUACUUUCCCUGUCGAAGAAUUGCCAACGCAUACAACGGCAUCCCCAGAACCCAUAACAUUCCCAAGUUCUGUAAGUACAACUUCGAGAUCGAGAACUCGUAGGCCAGGAGGAUCAUCGGGAGGACAACGUAGAAGACGCCCUUCAACGACCACUCCAGAACCCGUUACUAUACCCGGAGGAGAAUACUAUGAAAAGUACGAUGAACAGCAGGAGCAACAGCUUGAUCCCUCGAGACGAAGGCGUAUAAAACCGAGCCAACAAACUAACAACGAGGAAACGCAUUUGGAAAGACGACCGAACAUAAGGAAACGUCCUGGUAAUCGGAUCAGAGUUAACCACGGUGAACCCUACGAAGCCGAGAUUGUUACGGAGAUUAUUCAAACACCGGUGAACAACUUAAGGGAUAACACCGAACAACAACAACAUUCGGAGAAAUAUGUCGAUGAUAACAGAUAUACUUCUAAUUUACCUAACAAUCAGUAUUACGAUUAUACGUCACCCGUUUCCCAAUACACCGAUGAUCACCGAGAUGACACUACUGAGGUUAUUCAAUCAGAAUAUCCAACCGAAUUAACGAGAAAUAAUAAUGACAAAUCUCAUAAUAAUCCUAACGUUGUCACAAAUAUACCUCUCGAGGACUUAUUCGUUAAAACAGAUGGUUAUUAUUUCGAUAAAGAUGCAACUACAUCACCUACGACUUCAAGCAGUACCACGACACCGACAACUACGACCACGACGACGACAACAACACCAUCACCAUCACCACCACCACCACCACAAUCAUCACCACCACCUACGACAACAUCGAUCGUUAAAACUGUUACACAAUCUUCUCACGUUUCCUCAACAACGUCAAGACUUAAAAUCCGACCAAUGAGAUUUGGCAAUACAACAAGGCCAAGAUUUAGUAUUAAAGAUUAUAAAACACGAAUGGAUUAUAAGAACAGAUUGGCGCAAACAUCUACUACCGAACCAACGCAGACAACUCAAUCUAAACAAAGACACUCAAGUUUCAAAUCUCAAGCAAAUAAUCAACAACAAAACAAUGAAUAUUCAAAUAAGGAAAGCACCGGUAGAUACAAAUACAUGUCAAGAACUAAUCACAGAACUACUACGAUAACUCCGAUUAAUGAAUCGGAAAAUAAUUUCGAUGAACCGAAUUUUACAUCGUCGUCGACAACCGAACGACCAAUCAGUAGAUUCAUUCCUAAAAGAAGACCGAUCAAUAGUAAUCUUUAUCGUAGUAGAAUUUCUAGUACUACGAGUAAUCCAAAUCGAUCCAAACAACAGCAACAACAAGUUGACAGUGAAAACAAUUCGAAAUCUAGUACGGUUAGAUCGGAAAACGUUUUCUCAUCGUCGAUAAGACGAAGACCAAUUAACAAAAACAGACAAUCGACGUAUAAGGAAUCAAACAAUUCUAAUAAUAAUAAUAAUAAUAAUAAGGAAGAAUUGGCAACGGAAAUGGCAGCUGAAGAGACCAGUUUUUAUUCGGCCGUAACAACAUCGGCCUCGUCGAUUGGACAAACGACGCAUGAUAUCAUCCUUGAAAAAAAUCAAUCGGAAUCAUCGAAUAAUCCUACAAUGAAAUUGCAUUCCGAUGAAAUUAACGAUCAUACUAAAGAAGAAAAUCAAUCAACGAUGACAACGAUUAAAGAACAAAACGAAACCACCUCGAUAAUUCCAAUGAAAAUCAUGGAUGACGUUGUUGAGAAAAAAAUUCUUGUAGAAAAUAAUAAUGACGAUACGAAGAAAGAUGAUGGAAAACUUUUGGAAAUUUCAACGCAUUUCGAUAAUGACGACGACGAGGCAGAAUUAUUUGCUAAAGCAUCUCAAAGUGUUGCAGAUUUAACAAGUUCAGCUUCGGCACUUUAUGAUAAGCCUGGCAUGUUCAAGGCUGUCUCACCUGAGAGUAGAGUAGUCUCACCUCAUUUUAAAAUCACCACGGAUGAACCUACUUUACCAAUCGAGGCAUUCUUUCAGGAAAUAUCUAAAAAAAAUUAA